Molecule: messenger RNA, 1703 nt
Organism: Arachis duranensis
Lineage: Eukaryota; Viridiplantae; Streptophyta; Magnoliopsida; Fabales; Fabaceae
Product: putative F-box/FBD/LRR-repeat protein At4g13965
Exons: 4
Coding region: 61-1233 (390 amino acids)
Molecular function (GO): protein binding
Source: RefSeq, a predicted model, not a curated record
UCAUAAAACAUUUUCAGGUGUUCGAGAUUUUGAGGCGUUUGAAUCUCCCCAACACACGAUAUGCCAGCGAUGAAAUUUGAUGCUAUUGAACCCAAUUUGAAGAGAGCAAGAAAUACUAAUGGUAGUGUUAGUGAGAGGGAAGGGAAUGAAGAUAGGCUCAGUGACUUACCGGAUUGUGUUCUGAUUCACUUGUUGGAAUUCCUAACAACCAAAGAUGCUGUUAGGACUACUCUCUUGUCCAAAAGAUGGAAGGAUCUAUGGAAACGAGUUCCUUCUCUUAGAUUACGUAGCACAGACCCUGAAUUUCGACAUAUGACAUUGUUCAAGAAAUUUGUUAAUAAGGUUCUAUCUUUUCGUGACGGCUCUGCUCCACUCCACAGCCUAGAUUUCUGUUAUAAUGGUCUUAUCCCACCUACGCUUUUGAUAAGGGUUGUGAAAUAUGCUAAAUCACAUAGGAUUGAGCAAUUGAGACUCAAUAUUGAUUCUGGUGGUAUAGAGUUGCCACCUUGCUUGUUUUCCAUUCAAACUAUAACGUGGCUUGAUCUUUCAGUUCCUAGUGGAGAGGCCCUCGGAUUGCUUCCAAAGUUUCUAAAUAUGACAGCUUUAAUGAGUUUGCGUCUUAGGAGAUUUGCUUUUAGUGCUGGUGAUGGCGAACUGGUGGAUCCCUUUUCGGGUUGUAUCAAGUUGAAGACUUUGGUCAUUGAGCAUUAUGUUGUAAAGGUUCCACAUAUCCUCUGCAUUUCAAAUGUUACACUUACCAAUUUGACCAUUCAUUCUUCCCCUUUUCAUAGCAAAGAAGCUUAUGAAAUUGUGCUAUCAACUCCGAGUCUUCGUUCUUUUGCUUAUCGGGGUGUUAUCUCUCAGAAAAUCUCUUCAAAAAGCAAUCUUUCUUUUCUUGAAGAAGUAAAUAUCGAUGUUCCCAAAUCGUUAUUAUCGAGUCGCUUGCACUCACCUUUCAUCCUAAUUAGCUGGCUGCAAUUGCUUGCUAAUGUAAGAUCAUUGACUGUCAGUUCAUGUACUCUUGAGAUUCUCUCCAAAAUCCCAGAUUUGGUGAACACUGAAAGCCCAUGCUUGGAUAACUUGAAAUCAUUGAUAGUGAAAGUGCAGAAGUUUCGCAGGCCGGUGAAGCUACAUAAAGCAGAACUGCAACUGUCAUCUCCACGAAUUGAUGGAGCAGUUGAUUUCCUAAUUCGAAACUCCCUCUUUCCAGAGGUUACUAUAGUAGAUUACUGAAGCCAUUGGCAUUUAUCGUGUGAAACUUACAUGCCAUUUUUUAGGAUCUAAUGGCUGUCAAAUUUCAAUUUGAUUGGGCAAUGUUUUAUUGGAUACGAUUAGACAUUUGGCCUCUAGAUGUGGCAAUAAUUAGUUAUGUUGCUGGAAGAGUGUUGCUGAAAAUUUUACCAUGCUGCUUAAUGUCAAUGCUUCAAGACUUGGUUGGGCUCUAAAAGUUGGAGUGGUGCAGUUGUGGCAGGUACCAGACAGAGAUGGUGCUAGUGAUGUGUUCAUCAUCAAAGGAAAAAGGCUUUUUUCAUAGUGUCAGGAAGUUGGAAUCUGAGUCUGACUUUAGGUUCAAAGGGGUUUUUACCAUUGUGAUUUGCUGUCAUGAGAAACCGAAUGGCAAUAAUCAAUUUUGAUAUUUUAUGUUUGGAAUUUUUUAGUAAACUAUUUAUAAUUAUGAAAGAUUUGAACAUUGAUACAACAAA